Molecule: messenger RNA, 1277 nt
Organism: Cladophialophora immunda
Lineage: Eukaryota; Fungi; Ascomycota; Eurotiomycetes; Chaetothyriales; Herpotrichiellaceae
Exons: 2
Coding region: 92-829 (245 amino acids)
Source: RefSeq, a predicted model, not a curated record
CAAGGCCUUCGCUCCCUCCUUUCAGCAGCUUCUUCAACCUAACACCUCUAGCCCCAUCUCUUCUCGAUACCUGACAAAUUGCCGCAGAAGCAUGUCUAUCUCUAAGGGACAAAACACAAAUGCACCACCGCUUGGAUUCAUUUCGGUGGAUGUCGAUAUCGAGCGACCGGUAGGGGAUCCUUUCAACGAAGCGACGUGGCCCUUCCCCCUCCUCAAAGAAUUGGCAGAAGGCUCGCAACUGAACAAUAUCGUCACGAGUGAAACAUAUCCUGAAGAAUUUCUAGCUGGCAUAGUCUCGGCUGGGGAGAAGCUCCAACAAAAGGGCUGCGUUGGCAUCAUCACCGACUGUGGGUUUUUGGCUGGCGCGCAGAGAGAACUUGCGAUGCGCCUUUCUAUCCCCAUUGCAGCGUCGGCACUGGCCCAAAUCCCGUCGAUCCAAGCUUUUCUGCGCCCUGGCCAAACCGUCGGCGCGCUGACCUAUGACGAUUCCAAGUUGGGUGUCCGCCAGUUGCUGCAGGUAGGAGUCCACGAUCCAGACGCCGUCUACAUCGCCGCCCCUCCAGAGGAUGGCUGGCUUCGGGGUCAUAUACGAGACGGUGUACCGUAUGACCAUGCCAAAAUUGAAACAGAAUUGGUUGAAUCUGCCUUGGGCCUGUUGAGGAGACAUCCAGAUAUUGGGGCGAUCCUGCUGGAAUGCACUCAAAUGCCGCCAUUUGCCGAUGCUAUUCGCAAGGCCACAAACCUCCCGGUGUAUGAUGUUUACACACUUGGGACGUGGUUUUAUUCGGCUUUGACCAGCCAGCGACCGCAACAUUGGGGACCUAUUUGAGGCCCCGCGCCGGGCCCGCGAAGGAAGCGACUUCUAAGGCACGUAGCCAUGCAAGAGCCAGGCUUGUUGAGGCAUUCAGGUACUAUAAUGACAGCAAUCGAGGUCAGGUAGGUGGGACCUCUCGACUCAUCGAUGCCGGCAUCUCGAGAGUUCUACCUCAUGACAAAGACCACGAGUGUCGACCACGCUAUGUCGGAACUCCUAGCAUUCAGCUCCAACUACUUCACGUUAGACGUCUGCUUUGAGAACUCUAUCGAAAGACCCAAGAAUCUGCGCCGUCGCAAACCCGAUCUUGUCUCAUCCAGAUCUGCAUCAAUUCCUGGAUCACUGCCACGAGCAAUGAGCCCGCAAAGCUGCCAUGCAAGAUGAAGGUGUAAUUUGUAGCUGCAAACUGAGCCAGGAGCUUCCUUAUCGGUUCUUCCCAUCUCUGUCGGAAGGGACAGCGCCA